ACAACACCUGUGAGCAAUUCUGCGUUUGCAUUUCUUUGCACAGAGAGAGUCUUGUUCGCGUUCUUUCAAAAUACAGAAUCAAAGAACAUCACAACUCUAAUUCCUAGCUCCUGCAAUCAGCGAUGCAGCAAGGAGAUUACAGCUCCGCUCCAUAUUACCAAUUCCCUCAUCUCCAGAACCCUAUUCCCAACCCUAACCCUAACCCUACUGAUCCAGUCCCCAACCCUUACGCUUCUGCACCUCCCUUCGCUUCCAAUUACGCUCCUCCUUCCGAUUACACGACAUUCCCCUCCACCUAUCCUCCGUACCCGCAAAAUCCGGAUCCUAUUCCACCCACUGCUCCUUCUUACCCUCCAUCUUCCAACCCUAAUUUGCCUUCAUUCAAUUCUUCCUUCGAAUCUAAUCCUUCGUACCAACCACCGUCGCAACCCUAUUACCCGCAGUAUGAUCAGCAUCAAACGGCUCCAAAUUAUGCCUCUCCCCCCUCCUCAAUUCCUCCAAACCCUAAUUCAAAUUCAUCAUACUCGUCUUUAUAUAACUCGGUUCCGUACAGCCACACCGGGUCUUCCGUUCCUCAAAUUCCUACAUACGAAAGCCCCUACGAGAAUCCGGUGAAACCCGAUCACGGUAGUGCUUAUUUUGAUGACAGGUAUGGAAGUUUUAAUCGGAGCCGUUCCGAUUUGGGACCUGAUUUGUAUGGGAAGCGCCCCGAUAGCGGUGUUUCGAGGUAUGAACCUGUUCAUGAUGAAGGUCACGGAGAUGGGGUGUAUGCUUAUGAUGGGGGGAAAACGGAACCUUAUGGGGCGCGUGGUACGGCUCCUAAAUCGUCGUCUUGGUCGUCGUCUUUUGAUGAUUAUGGGAGGUCGAUCAGUUUUCCCUCUCAGAAAGAAUCGUCUGUGGCAAGUAAGAUUGUGAAAGCAGUUCCAAAGGCUGAUGCCCAAGAAGAUGUGAAAAGUGGGGUGCAAAAAUUCCGGGUCAAGCUAUUGGCAGAAAGUGGUGGUCAGAGCACUAUGGAUGUUCUCUGUCAGAUUGGUUUGGAUGGAAUUCGUAUGCUGGAUCCAAAUACCAGCCGGACAUUGAGAAUAUAUCCACUUGAAAACAUAACAAGAUGCGAUAGAUUCGACUCGUCUACCUUUGCAUUUUGGUCAAAGAGUCCUGUGGACAUUGAGCCAAGACGAAUCAGAUUGCAAUCUAAUAGUUACACUACUAGCACACUCUUGGAUACAGUGACUGCUGCAACCAUACAGUUCAAGGAAAUGGGUGGAAGCAGGAGGUCUGUUGAAUCAUUGAAAACAAAUGAACAGCCUACAGAAAGAAAGAAAGGCUUUGGCGAUUGGAUGAAUCUGAUUAAACCUGCCAAUGAAGAGAAGGAUCAUUGGGUCCCAGAUGAAGCAGUCUCUAAAUGUACAGCAUGUGGCAGUGAUUUUGGGCCUUUUGUUCGCAGGCAUCACUGUAGGAACUGUGGCGAUAUUUUCUGUGACAAAUGUACACAUGGUAGAAUUGCUCUAACUGCUGAUGAGAAUGCUCAGCCAGUACGAGUUUGUGACCGUUGCCUGGCAGAAGUGACUCAGAGGCUGACUAAUGCUAAAGAGUCAUCAAGUAAACCUUUGUUGCAGAGUCAUGAGGAUCUUGCCAGGAAACUUCAGGAGGAGCUGGAGAGAAAUCGAAAGACAUCAGGUUCCAAGUCUGAUGGAUCUGGAAGACGGAUGAAGGAAGUUGCAUGUCCCAUUUGCACUGUCCAUCUGCAGGUUCAGGUGCCUAGCUCAGGUUCGGAAACCAUUGAGUGUGGAGUUUGCCAGCACCCAUUUCUUGUGAGUGCUCAUUGAGUUCAGAUAACAAUGAUACGGAUGAAGGUGUCUAUACGUCUCAGUUUAAAAUUCAAUUAUUUUACGAUCUUUCUCUUGCACAUUACUAAUUAAUGAUUGGGAUUUCCUUCUGUUUAUUAUCUUUGGGUUUGUUUUAUGACCAUUUUCGUCUGCAUUUAUCUCCCAUUUCUCCUUUGAGCUUGAUGUGUAUAUGAUAGUUGUUCACUUAUCUUUUAAUCUUUUUGGAAAGGUUUUCCAAUUCGAUUCUCUUUUGUAUAAAAUAUACGCUGUACACAUGUAUAGC
This is a messenger RNA of Gastrolobium bilobum, 2109 nucleotides long. RefSeq names its product protein FREE1. Gene Ontology annotation, biological process: intralumenal vesicle formation; multivesicular body assembly. NCBI's taxonomy places the organism in Eukaryota, Viridiplantae, Streptophyta, Magnoliopsida, Fabales, Fabaceae. The transcript is spliced from 10 exons. Gene Ontology annotation, cellular component: ESCRT I complex; late endosome membrane. The coding region runs from base 123 to 1826 and encodes 567 amino acids. Gene Ontology annotation, molecular function: ubiquitin binding; metal ion binding. The record is from RefSeq and is a predicted model, not a curated record.